This is a messenger RNA of Chrysoperla carnea, 1363 nucleotides long. RefSeq names its product circadian clock-controlled protein daywake-like. Bases 101 to 856 code for a protein of 251 amino acids. The transcript has 5 exons. The record is from RefSeq and is a predicted model, not a curated record. NCBI's taxonomy places the organism in Eukaryota, Metazoa, Arthropoda, Insecta, Neuroptera, Chrysopidae.
UUAAGCUUUAUUGAUUAAAGUCUCUUCGUUUAAGUUGUUUUUAAUUUUAUUUUGGGGAAAUUGUGAUUAAAAUUUUUUUUUUGAAAAAGUGAAAAUAAAAAUGUUGAUUUUUUUAAGUUUAUUCAUUAUUUCUACGUUUAUCACGCAAUUAAAUGCUGCAAAUUUUGUUACGCCCGAAUACGUCAUACCAUGUAACAAAUCGGAUCCAGAUAUUAAUGCAUGUAUAUUAGGUUCAUUUAAUCAUUUGCGGCCAUAUUUAAUACGUGGAAUACCUGAUAUACAAGUACCAAGUAUUGAACCAAUGAUCAUACCACGCUUAGUUAUGGAGAAUAAUGCUGGAGCUGUUCGUGUGAAAGCAUUAUUUGUAAAUAAUACAAUUUUUGGAUCCAGUAAUUAUACAAUACAAAGUUUAAACGCUGAUAUUGAUACUUGGAGAAUAAAUAUAAUAUUAUCGUUGCCACGAAUUGAAGUUAAAGGCAAAUAUGAAGUAAUUGGUCAAAUUCUCUUAUUCCCUGUACGGUCUAAAGGUGACUUUUGGGCAGCAUUUGGUGAUGUCAGCGCCAAAGUGGAACUAUUUGGAAAAAUUGUAAAGAAUAAAGAAAAUGUACGGUUUAUGAAAAUUGAUAAUUUACUCGUUGAUUUUAAAUUACAAAAAUCGAAAUUUAAAAUUCGAGAUCAAGUUAACCACGCAAACGUUAUUGGUCAAGCAAUGAACCAAUUUCUAAAUCAAAAUGCCAAUGAAAUUAUCCAAGAAAUGAAACCAGCAGCGUCUGCAAGUAUAUCCAGAUAUUUUAAAGCAUUCUUAAACAGUGCAUUCUUAAAAAUUCCAUUAGAAGUUUGGUUACAUGGUGCCUAAAUUAUUCCCUUUAUUUUUUAUGUCCAGUAUUAAACCAAAGUACAAUAUUAUUUUGAAAAGACAAAAAAAAAUAUAUUUUUUUGAAAAUAAAGACACAUAAAAAAUGGGUAUGUAAUUGCGUGUACCAUAAAUCACGCGAAAAACAAAGUGGAAAAAUAUACCACUUCGCUCUAAAAUUAACGCUACUCUUCAUUAAUAAUAAUAAUUAUAAUUUCAUCUCAUAGUUAUUACACGACGUACAUAGGCAAAUUUAUUGAUCGUUUUCAAAGUUUUAUCAUUAAUGUAAUAAUAUUGCCUAUAUUUUUAAUAAAUGGGGAUUAUUUUUUAUAGUAUGAAGAUAGUGCUAACUCUGUUGCUAAGAUCUAAGUAUUAAGUAACCUAACCUAAAAAUUAAUUCAAUUGCUUAUUAUUCGAAUACCAUACCUAUUUGUUUAUGUGUCUUGAUAAAAAUCAUUCACGAAAAAAGUUAAUAAACAAAAAAGAAUUACGCCCAAAAAUAAUGUUCGA